This is a messenger RNA of Paecilomyces variotii, 1065 nucleotides long. RefSeq lists its product as hypothetical. NCBI's taxonomy places the organism in Eukaryota, Fungi, Ascomycota, Eurotiomycetes, Eurotiales, Thermoascaceae. The record is from RefSeq and is a predicted model, not a curated record. The transcript is spliced from 4 exons. Bases 1 to 1065 code for a protein of 354 amino acids.
AUGGCACCUCCUGGUUGGCACGCGAUUCGACCUACAGGCCUCGCAAGAAGCAUCUUGGCUGUUGCCAUCACAUUUUCCAUACUAUGUACUAUUAUCAUAAUACUGAGAGUCACAGUUCGUCUCCGUCUUCGCAAGUUCGCAACUGAGGAUUGGCUCAUGUGUAUUGGAUAUGUGAUAAACAUGGUACACAAUGCCGUUAUAAGCUACGGCACAUUUACUGGACUCGGCAGUCCCGAUGAAAGAAUUCCAGGCGGAGCAACAGGUGUGAUUUGGAUGGAGGGAGCUAAGUCAGUCUUUCUAUGGCAGAUCUUCUUCCUGAGCGGCUUCGUUUGGAUCAAAUGCAGUAUCUGCUUGACCUUACUCCGUAUCGCAGUUAUAAGAUGGCACCGAAUUACGCUAUGGACUUUGAUCGGUAUCACUGUCAUUUCCACCGUCUUUGUUGAUAUCUACAUCCUACUCCAAUGUCGACCAAUCGAGAGGACUUGGGGCGAAAAGCCAGGAACCUGUCUCCCGAACACGAUCACUGUGGUGAUCACUUUCGUCAUCUCUGCAUUUAAUCUCCUGACCGACGUUACCACUGCGGUUCUGCCCUUUCUUAUGUUACGGAAGGUUCAGAUGUCCCGAAGGCGAAAGACUGCUAUUAUCAUGGUUCUUUCGCUUGGUGUCAUGGCUUCUAUUGCGACUAUUGCUCGUCUCCCUUUUGGAACUGCUUACUUUGCGAAGAAAGACUACCUAGUUGGUAUCGGCGAUAUUAUCCUUUGGACCAUCGUCGAGUGCGAUCUUGCACUUAUCGCAGGUUCACUUCCCAUGCUUCGGGCCCUAGUUAAAGGUCUAAACAGCAAGGGAACCACAAACGGUUACUACGUCCAGUCAUCUGAAUUAAACCCGAUAAGCCGCAAAGGAUACCUCCUCCAGAACGACACGUCAGUGAGAACCACGAGCCAUGGGCGUAGUGAGAGUAUAGAGGGUAUAAUGGUGAAGAAAGACCACAUCAUUAUUCAUGAGAACCGAUCUCAAGAGGGGCAGGAGUUUGAAGGUACAUAUCAAACUCAGACUUAUGUCUAG